AUGUUUUUUACAAGACCGGCGUUCCGAAAUCUGAAUCGCCCGAUUUGGGACAGACGAGUAUGGGAAGUUGGUUAUCGCGGCCCGACGUUGCCCUUCCAAAAAGCCACUGGUCGACCGGAUUACCCCGUCACGCAGGCCCGGGUCAACUUGUUGCGUGAGCGUUUCACUCGAGAAUGGGAUACGAUGAAGCUUUUAUCAGUACCUUAUUGCUCCAGGAGAGCCGAGCAAGAUUAUAUGGAAGCGCACGGGUUCAGCUCGUUGAAUGAUUUGAGAAGAUACGAAUCAGAGCAGCUAGACGCCGAACGGAUGCCUGGAAAGCCAAAACGGACGGAGGGCUCGAAGCACCAGGUGCGGAAAAGGGCCAACGUCGGCAAUUUGCUCCACGAACAUCAGACUGUCGAACAGGCCCUGUUGCCGUUAGCCAGACGUUCGCGGUGGUUU
Molecule: messenger RNA, 441 nt
Organism: Mesorhabditis spiculigera
Lineage: Eukaryota; Metazoa; Nematoda; Chromadorea; Rhabditida; Rhabditidae
Source: the annotation of a GenBank genome assembly